AGUGGGCCGAUCUCGCCCUGCUGAAGACAAUGAAAGCGAUACACUUGGCCCAUUAUCAUCGUUUGCUCGCCCAGGUGGUGCAAAACUUCGUCGUCGAAUGUCCCACAUGUCCCGUACUUCUACUAGGACUGAAAUGACUUUUCCUAUACGUGCAGACGCUUAUUCCGCCACUAAUCUACUCCAUCGCUCCGAGGAAUCUGGGCCUGCGGUUUUCCCCCCUAAUCUUCCUUACCCAUCUCUCGUUUCGGCGAAAGCCCAUUCAACUGGUCAGCGGAAUGGAGGGAAGGGCUUCUUUGCUGCAAUCGGAAGGAGGGCUAGCGUAAAACGAGAGCGACCUCAGCCCUCACAACCCAGUUACCGUCCACUAGCCCAUCCCCCGAAGGGCUCAUUUGCCCCACCGCCGAGGUCCAUUGUUCUAGAGAAGGUGCCAACUCUCCCUGGUGGACCACGCGCAAUUCCGAGGAGAUCGAGCGUGCCCGUGACAUCGAUGCCAUUGUUAUUCGGGAACAUGAAUGGCUCAAUGCCAGGAUCAUCGUUCGUCGGCGCACGGCUCAAGAAUGUUCAUCAAGGGGGAAGCGGGCUACGAUAUUAGUGUCAUUACUGCCUUCACUGUUUGAACCCCAACUUCGUUCUCAUAUCAACCAUGCUCAUGUACCACCGGUUUCUUCCGCAAGCUUCAUCUUGUAUCAAUGAUUUAUUACGUCGUCAAAGUAUGAUAUACAUUGGGAGGAUAAUCGGGUAACUUUGUACAACAGUGCCAUCUGCUAACAAUGUGAUUGGCGUUCAUACGUCCCUAAUCCCGAGGCCUC
Cantharellus anzutake is the source of this 809-nucleotide messenger RNA. RefSeq lists its product as uncharacterized. The transcript has a single exon. The coding region runs from base 98 to 592 and encodes 164 amino acids. The record is from RefSeq and is a predicted model, not a curated record. NCBI's taxonomy places the organism in Eukaryota, Fungi, Basidiomycota, Agaricomycetes, Cantharellales, Hydnaceae.